Sphenostylis stenocarpa is the source of this 1833-nucleotide messenger RNA. The record is from the annotation of a GenBank genome assembly. NCBI's taxonomy places the organism in Eukaryota, Viridiplantae, Streptophyta, Magnoliopsida, Fabales, Fabaceae.
AUGCCCCAGUUUAUGGACGAAACUACUUACAACCUGCAACCCGUACCUAUCAUUCCUAACAACAAGCUUUCCCCCAAGCAUAAUUUGCUCAAGGUCCAACAUCUUAACCUAAGCAUUCCUACAAUGGAACACGUAGAGAUAAAGCUUAAACAUUUGGCAUAUGGACAGAGAAUUGAAGAAGCUAAACGCAUAACAAGAGGGGGAGGUUCAACUGCUUUAUUUCAUUGCCCUGAUUUUGGAAGGGAUUGGAACUUGAUGGAGGGCGUGGCAAGCAUUAAUGAUGCCGCCAAUGGUGAAAAUGGGUUGCUGGCAAUGUUUGGCGAUAAUGAAUUUGGUGGCGAUGAAAGCCGUGGCGGCGGCGGCAGCGGAAGCGGCGGUGGUAGUAGUGGUGGGGGUGGUGGCAUUGUGGAGGAGGUGCUGAAGAAGGGUCCUUGGACAGCUGCAGAAGAUGCUGUUCUCAUGGAAUAUGUGACAAAACAUGGUGAAGGGAAUUGGAAUGCUGUGCAGAGGAACACAGGGUUGAAUAGGUGUGGGAAGAGUUGUAGGCUUAGGUGGGCUAACCAUUUGAGGCCCAAUUUGAAGAAGGGUGCAUUCUCUCCUGAGGAAGAGAAGCUCAUUGUUGAACUUCAUUCACAGCUUGGCAACAAAUGGGCCAGAAUGGCUGCUCUGUUGCCUGGGAGAACAGACAAUGAGAUCAAGAACUAUUGGAACACACGGAUCAAACGUCGCCAAAGGCAAGGUCUCCCUCUCUAUUCAGAUGAGCAAGAUCACCAUCGACCCACAGCAUCAACCUCUUCCCCAUGCCUCACACAAACAGGAUCAAACCCUGUUAACAAUCUCACAAACUUUGAGUUCUUCAAUCAAAACCACCAACACCAACACCAAAACCAAAACCAAUACCAACAACAACAACAACCUCUAUCUCCAACUGCACCUCAUCAUUCCCCUCUCAGUUCCCCUCUCCAACACAGACAACCCUUCACCUCUUCUUCACAUCAUACUUUCUUAGACCAUUCACCCCUUCCACUCUCCUCCUCUUCACCCUCCCCUCUCUCUUUCACCUUCCAAAGACCAGCACCAAUGCUAUGCACCCCUUUUCGCUUCAAACGCUACCGUGCCUCUCCAAGCUACAACUCCCUCCCUGACCCUCCUGUCACCGCCCAAUUCCCACAUCUUGAUGGAUUCAGGUUCCCAGUUUCUUCAGGUUUCUCUCAGUUUUUUCAACCCUCUUUGUUAGAAUCCGACCGAGGGGUUUCUUCUUCCUCAUCCUCACCUUUCCAACCCAAGUUGGAGCUCCCUUCAAACCAGUUCUAUAAACCACCCCAAGAGCAAGACAUUAAGCUUGACAUUGACUUCAAUGAUCCUUCUUUUCAAACUAGUAGUGGCUUGCUGGGGGAUCUUCUCUUGGAGGCUCAGGCUUUGGCUUCGGGCCAUAACUCAAAGAAACGAGGUUACUUGAGUUUGAAUGAGGGAAAUGAUGUGUUUGAUGCAUGCCAAGGCUUUGAGGACUUUCCAUCUAGCUCUCUUUACUGGCCUUCUUCUGCUUCAGCACCAAAACCAAAGGAAGAGGCACCUGACUUCAGCAAAUUCACGAAUGAGGACUUGUCAUCAUUGCUUACAGUGAUUCCAUCUUCCAACUUACAGAGUCAUGAGUGGCUCAAUAAUGGUGUCCCAGAAGGGUCCAAUGUCCAAUCCUCUGGUAGUGGCAUGACAGAUGACAAUUUUGGACUUGAUAUGAAGCCGAUAGCUUCAUUGUUUCCUCUCACCAACACCACAAACCAAAAUGAAAACCAAGGGUGCUACCCUUGGGACAAUUUGCCUGGUCUCUGCUAA